UGAUGACGUCCUUCCUGCUGCACCGUGUCAACACGUGUGUGGUGUACUCUUGAGAGCUGAAGGGGGAAAAACAGCGACUAAACUUCAGCUGUCAACACACCGGAGUGUCGUUUUUCUGGUUUACCCGGGGAAGGCUUCGCCGACUAAGCCGCCAAAAUGGUGAAGCCUCGUUUCAAGGGGAAAAGCUCCAUAAACCCCUCAUCGUCCAGCAGCAACCCCGGUGAGCUAACAUCCAUGAGCAGCGACGGCGUUUGUUUACAGCUAAUGCUAACUGCGGCUAACAGGACACUUUUAUACCCCGAAAUAAGCGUAUAGCUUCCUAAUUUAUUUAUCUUUCAACCUAUCCAAGUUUUACUGAUCUGAUUAAUGCUGAUGCUGAAUGCUGAUUAAAGCAGAUCUGUGUCAUUGUUAUUAAAGAUAACUAAAAAAAAAUGUAGGGGAGAGUGGUGUAAGUUGAGCCACCCCCUGUUUCUUGGAAAUGUUAAAAGAAAUUGAUCAUGUGACCAAAUAUUUAGGAGAUGGGCAUCAAUUCAUGGAAUCUGUGAAGGUUAGAGGCACAUGGGUGAAGGGGUUAGACCAGGGGUGUCAAACUCAACCACAGCAAAGGUCAUAAUCUGGAUUUAGGUCUAACCUGAGGGCCAGAGUCAACAUUUCACCCAAACUGUCAACUUCCUUUUCAAAAAAUAUGUAAAACAAAAACAGCAAUGAUUAUAAACCAUUUGGAAAUUCAGAGAUAAAAGAUAAGUUUGAAGGCAAUCUGAGAUAGAGAAAAAUAUUUUAUUUUUUAUUCUUUUUUUAUUUAUUAGUUCAAAAGAUCAGAGCAUCAUAAUAAAAACUGAAAAAUAAUGCUUUUAAAGAGCAAAUACACAAGGAGAACGUUGAAAUCAGGUUUAAAAGGUCAAAGUAUGACGUAAAAUUUAAAAUUGGACUCUAAAGUAUAAAAAAUACACAAGUUUAAAUACUGAGUUGAACAAAAUCAAAGCAUGAAAUAAAAAAUCCAAUCAUGUUUGACUUGUAAUCCUGAAAUGCAAAAUUGAAAACAUGAAAUAAAACACCAAAUAUAUUCCUCCCACAUUCUUGACUAUUUAUCAAAUCUUCCUUACUCUUUCAUUUCCUGGAUUUUCGUGGCUUAUUAAGGACAUUUUAAAUAAUUGUGCUAAAGUUCACAAUAUUAUACUGGAGGAAAUCUGCAGACUUCAUACUGGUGGGCCAAUAAUAAUACAAAUAUGAUAUGAUCUUGUGGGCCAGAUAUAAUUGUUCCACGGGCCAGAUUUGGCCCCCGGGCCUUGAGUUUGACACCUGUGGGUUAGACAUUUAUUUCCAAAAAAUCAUUUUUUACUCUUGAAAGUGAAUUUAGUCGGUCAUAAGUUUUGUUAGAAAUGUGUUCAGACCAAAAAAAGAUCAUUUUAAAUUUGUUUUAUCCAUCAAUUGUGGUAUCUAUGAGCUACAACAAGAGGUCAAAAACCUAGCAUAAAAGUCCACCAUUUUAGCUUAGAGGACUAAUAAAGUCAUGAUAGUAGUUCUUGGGUAAGUUGAGAAAGUAAAAGAGUCUGAUGAGAGGAUCAGAGUUUCAGCUCAGAUUGUUGAGAUGUUUUUACUUUUUCUUUUCAAAAUACAGCUGUGAAUGUUCUGAAUCACUUAAAGACAUUCUCAUGUUAAAAUGGCUUUUUACACGGGUUAAGCGAAGCAUCGGAGACCUCUUUUUUUGGCAUGGUAUAUUACCAAGACAGUUAUGUUUACACUCAUUCUGUUGGUUUGCAGGGAUGCACAACAUCUUGAAAUAUAUGCAGAUACACUAGUUAGAAACAAAACUAUGAUUGCCUUGAUGUAGUGAUCUGAAAUAUGAAAAAUGGCUCAUCUUAUCCCACUUUCUCCUACAUGUUUUUCACAGACCGAGCCAAGGGUGCUGGUGGAAACAACAUGAGGGAUCGAGCAACAAUCAAGCGUCUGAAUAUGUACAGACAGAAGCAGAGAUGGUAAGUCAUGCUGAAUAUUUGUUCUGUUAUUCUGAAGUACCGUGUUGCAGGUAUUCCUAGUGAAUAUAAUCAUAAAAACUCUGACAUGACGUCCAUUCUGUCACUGUCUUCCUCUCCUCAGUAAUAGCCGUGGAAAAGUCAUCAGACCAUUACAGUUCCAGUCCACAGUGGCUCCAGGGACUGUGGCCAGAGUGGAGCCGAACAUCAAGUGGUUCAGUAAGUCCACCCCUUCACCUUUCUCUUUCAUACGUGUCUUUACUUUGACAGUGUUGAGUGUAUCUGUAAUCAGAAUGUGGUAUUUGUUUAUUUUUGCAACAUACAUUUAUUCUGGCACUUGAAUUGAGCAUUUAUAUGUCCUGUUGGAUACACUGCAGAUAUACUAAGGGAAAGUAUCGUUUCCCUGUGGUUUUGGAUAAUUGUGCUGAAGUUUUGUGGUUUAAAAAGCCAACACUUGAACACAUGGAGUUGUAUUGCUUAGCAACCUAAUGUCUAUUUGUCUGAGUAUUUGGUACUUCUUUGCCACAUCUAUUUCAAGCUCUCAAGCAAGAAAACCAAAUAAAAAAGCAGCACACACAAAAGACUGUUUCAGUACUUCAUCACUCACUUCAUUUGAUAGUUUUUGUAAGGUUUGAUCCAAGACAGCCUGCAUAAAAUCCACUGAGUAUUUCAGUUUUUCAAAAAAGUCGAGGUCAAUUUUUAUCAAUUUGAACUCAAACAGUGAAGUCUUCAAUAUCUUGAAGAGUUGGUUUGGGGUGAGAAUAGCAUUUAUACUCCGUGAGUCACAGAAGACUCUCAUUAUGGUAAGAUACAUGAAAUUCAGAUUGAUAGUAACAGUGAUGCUGUGAUGAUCAGAUACAUUAUGAUACCUGAUUACUUAAAAAUAUAACAUGCCCUCCAAAAGGCCAAGUGCAGGAAUAAUGUGCUUUUUAAUCGCACAUUGGUUUCAUUCAGUGACAUGAAAUAAUUUUCAUGUUUUCAUGUUAUGGUUAAUGUAGAAAAGACAAAUUAAAAUGCAUGUUUACAAGAAGUACACACUUUAUUAAAGAUGAAGUUGUUUGUGUUUUCUUUGUAGCUGUUACAGCAACAUUGUCAGUGAAACUGCUUCUGCUUUAUGAGCAAAGGUGUAAAUCUUGAUCGUAACACUAGUUUAUAACCUAUAGUCAUGCACUCAGACUUAAAAGUAAAAUAAAACAAGCAGGAAUUGAAAACUUCUCCGAAGGGAAGGGAGUGAAACCCUUUCUUCAGACUGGGGUGUACCCUCCAUCUUUCCUCCUGUCUACUAAUCAUCCAGCUGUGUCUAUACUUGUACCACACAGGUCAGGAGUCUGUCCCACCCCUAGAGUUGAUAUCAUCUUUAGGGCUGUUCUGAUACGAUAUUGAUAUUGGAUAUCAGUCCGAUAUCAGUCAAAAAACAAAUAUCGGAUUAUAUCAGCCUGCAUAUAAAAUCUCAGAUCUCAACACUCCAAUACAAGCAGUCCAUUCCAGACUCCGCUCCAGCACACAUGCAGUGCCCGGAUCCAGCAUGCAGAGCCCACAUGAUCACAACAAGAGUGUGUACUAAGGUACUGACAAAGUAACAAGGAGUACGAGUGAUGUCGGCCAUGUGGUAGUAUUUUUCAUUAAAGUCUGAAAAAGCUGUUGCAGCUGAGUGGAAAACUUGUCUUGCACAAGUUUGUGCCAAUAUCGGAUCAAUAUCGGUAUCAGCCAAUACUGAAGGCUACAAUAUCGGUAUUGUAUCGGAAGUAAAAAAGUUGUAUCGGGACACCCCUAAUUAUCUUCUUUGUGCUGCCUCUCUUGUUUUUGUGAGGCAUAUGCAUAUGAAAAAGUCAGCAGAGUCUCAUUUUUACUCACAACCUUCGUAAUCUUUGAGUGAAAUCCAAGAACACCCGCUCUUAUGGGUUCCCAGAUGUUCUGCCAUCGAGAUAAUCCGAUCAGCCUGUCCCACUAAUUGUUUUUCCCCAUUCUAUUUAAUUAGGAAACAGGGCAUCCACUGAGUGAAUUACAGAAAGUGAUGUGGAAAUAGAAGCAUGAAUCCAAACAAGUCAUCACAGACGAUGUUUGACUGCAUUGGAUCUUCAUUGUAAUGAGAGCAGAUGUUAAAAGAAGAUUCUUUUUUAUGUACAAGUGGAAUCCUUCGUUACCUCUGAUGUAACUCAGAAUUGAGAAUGACGGGGUGACUGGGAAGCUGAAAAAGAAAAGGGAUAUUCUAAAAAAUGGGGGUGUAAACUGGUUUUCAUUUGCAUAUUUCAUCUGUGUUCUAGCAAACACCCGUGUCAUCAAGCAGUCGUCGCUCCAGAAGUUCCAAGAAGAGAUGGGGGCCGUACAGAAGGAUCCAUACCGUGUGGUGAUGAGACAAAGCAAACUUCCCAUGUCCCUCUUGCAUGAUCGAGUCAAAGCCCAUGUGAGUAUGACAGGAGUGAUCUCUGUAUGUUUAAAUUUGUACCCCUGUCUUACAGAUUUUAUUAAACGUACAUUAGGGAUAUAAAAGUCCAAAGUUGUUAUUUUCCUCAUACCAUUCAGCAGAGGAAAGAAUCAUACCUCCAUUUUCACUCAGUAGCCUGUUGCUUUGUAUUUUAUGAGGUGAGCUGAACAUGAGGCUUUACUUUAAUCUUCAUUCAAUUCUCACUUUGGCCCGCUGUGACCCGGAGUGUGCUGGCUCCGUGCUUGGCAUAAAGAAAUGCGCUCCGCUAGACUCUGACUCCUCCACCUCAUAACCAACGCAAACUCAAAUGCGAUCCAGGUCUUCGCUGUCUCUUCCAACAUAUCGUUGGGUCUGUUUCAGUCCUCUUUUAUAUUCUGCUCUUUUCCCUCAGAGGAACUACAAUUCAGGUCUGACUCCUUUCGUCAGAACAGCCGAAGAAACAGUUUGAAUCUUUAAUAUUAGUGCUUAUUUAUUGUCAGAAAAUCUUGUUUAACUAACUCUGCUGCACAGUCUAAGCAUCAUUUCCUCUCUAUCUUUUACAGCUCCUUGAAGCUCAUUCAUGUUUUUAAUAUCUUUUUAAAGCCACUUAGUUUGUGUAAAACAAAAGCUACUAAGUCUGAAUGUCUGGCUGCUGAAUGAAAAGCGGGGUGGUUGUUACUUUUCCAACAAGGCUUGAAUCAAACCAGAGUUUUGCGGUACGAUCUGGGAACUGCUUCCUCAAAGAACCGGGGAGCUCUGUCGAAAAUCUUGGCAACAUAAAGCCUUCAACAGCCUUGUUUCCGACAAACCUUGUAAACUUUUGGUCCCCGCUCCUCUCAUGGCAAUGUUCUAAUAAAGAUAUGGUUUGUGAUUCAGCUUUGUUGGAACAUUUAAUCAGCCCUGGCACAGGCCUGGCUGUUUUAUUGGCGUCUUUGUUGCAUAUUUGGGUGUUCUGUUUACUGUAUGAAUCUGUUUUGUAAUAACGUUUGAAGCCCUUAGAAGGACUGUGCCCGCUAAGUGUAUUGAAAUUGGUUAAACAUCCUGUUAUCUGUGGAGCGGUAACGGUUUCCAGGUCGCCAUACCGCGAGCCAUCAGUCGGAAAUGGCAUGAAAUUGUUGGCCUUGAGUCGACACAAGAGGAAACCAGUGUUUGAUAAAUAAUGUUGCUGCGUUACUGUCCUUGAUCAGGCCUCACUUCUGUCAUAUAACUUAAACUUACGGCCUCUUCUUGUAUGAAUUCAUACAUCACUUCCUGUUAACACACGUUUGUCAUACGAUUAAAAAAAUCACAGUAGGAGGUUUAAAUCGCUGUUCGUACUCUUUCUCUUAAUUCCUGCAGAACUCUAAGGUCCACAUUUUAGACACAGAGGGUUUCGAGACCACAUUCGGGCCAAAGGCUCAGAGGAAGAGGCCAAGUCUUGUGGUGGGAGACGUGAAGGACCUCCUAGAGCAGGCAGAGGCCUCAGCUAUGACCUACAAUGCAGACAAGGACAAAGACCUGGUGACUGAGGACACAGGGGUCAGGUAAGACUUUCAAAAUAUUUCACUGAUGCACCAGAGGCGAGGUCACUGAAUUUUUAAACACAAAUGUAGACUUUGUAAGAUUUUUAAUUGAUUGUUUGAAAACAGGGAGGAGGCCCGGGAGGAAAUCUUCAAAAAGGGUCAGUCAAAGAGGAUCUGGGGAGAGCUUUACAAGGUACCACUCCUGUUCUCCUCUCUGUACAUGAAUCAGGACUCAGGAUUGUUACGGUGUCCUUUACACUCUUCACUGUUUCACUUUUACAGGUAAUUGAUUCGUCUGACGUCAUCAUCCAAGUGCUGGACGCUCGGGAUCCCAUGGGCACACGCUCCAAGAGUAUAGAGUCGUAUAUGAAGAAGGAGAAACCUUGGAAACAUCUGAUCUUUGUUCUCAACAAAUGUGAUCUCAUCCCCACCUGGGUUACGGUUAGAAACCGAUCAUCUCAUCACAUUUGACUGGAAGUGAUUAUAUUUGGCUUCUUCGUUUCGCUGAAUUGUGCUUCUGUCUCUUUGUUUCCAAUUCUCUCUAAACCAGAAACGGUGGGUUGCUGUUUUGUCCCACGAGUACCCCACUCUGGCUUUCCACGCCAGCCUCACAAACUCAUUCGGGAAGGGCUCCCUCAUCCAGCUGCUCCGGCAGUUUGGCAAGGUAAGCUCUGCCCUCUGGUUCUGAUGGAUCCAGUGACUAUCAGGACCAUCGCAGCUUGAUUCGCUGGUUGAUGUUAGCUCACUGUGCUGCUCGUGGAAUCGUGUCAUCUGCAACAGAACCUUUUGGAGCUUUUAAAUUGAAGCUCGUGGAUCUGUUUGGAUUGAUGGUGAUGCAAAGAUGCAUUCAUUUAAAAGGGUUUUAAAUGCUUUAAAGGGAUAUUCUGGCAUAAAUUUAAGUUUAACACAAAGUUAGACACCCCCUUGAGAGAUGAAUGUUGCCGACCGCUUGUUUCUCUAGUUUUACCAACUUUAGUAACGACCGCAGGAUAGCAAUGCACAGCGGUCUACAUCUCCAAACGCAAACCUCGACUAAAAAGCCGCUCUAUAGUCACAAAUAAUGCUCAGAACAGCACCUAACUUCAUCAACAGUACAUAUAGGGUCCCAGCCAUAGUACUAGCCACCAAACAUCUUUUUAACUUUGCCUGAUUUCUUUAGCAAAGAGACUAAACACAAGUCACCCAUUCUCCUCCAGCAGCCGCUUGUUUGUGGGGGAGCCCUGACUUGUCGAUCACUUAGUGCAGUGGAGUGUCGCAGCUCAAGGAAGAACAUGUGCACUGCAGACGCGGUAUUUUUUCUGCCUUAGCGUCUCGGUCUGAUUGCAUUUCCAUGAAGUAAUGAUCAUAAAUUUUCCGCUGCACUCGGCGAUCGACUUCCCAGGGCUCCCCCACAAACAAGCGGCUGCUGGAAGAGAGUAGGUGAGUUGUGUUUUGUCUCUUUGCUAAAGAAAUUAGGCAAAGUUGAAAAGAUGUUUGGUGGCUAGUGCGAUGGCUGGGACCCUAUAUGUACUGUUGAUGAAGUAAAGUGCUGUUCUGAGCAUUAUUUGUGGCUGUAAAGUGGCUUUUUAGUCAAAGUUUGUGCGUGGAUCCAUAGACCGCUGUGUAUUGCUAUCAUACGGUCGUUACUCAAGUUGGUAUAACUAGAGAAGAGAGCAGUCGGCAACAUUCAUCUCUCAAGGGGUUGUCUAACUCGGUGUUACAGUGUGUUUGACCAUAACCUAAAUUUACACCAGAAUAUCCCUUUAAACUUAGUACAAAUGCAUCAAACCCAAUUAUUAAAGUGCGCCUUCACUUUGUUGAGAGAGGCUUUAUCUGCACUGCCAGACUUGAACACGCAAAGUUGCGUAGCGGUGGGGGAAUGUAGCGUGUUUAUGAACGCGCCGGUACAUAAAAGAUCUGAGAGGUCAAGAAACUCAAACGGUUUCAUAUUCAAAUAAAAUGUUCUUGUUAGAUUUAAUAUUUUGAUUUAAAGAGGCUUUUAUGAGGGAGACACUGAAACCUUUGUUUUUCCCUGUAAAAAAGUUUUCCCCCGUUGGACCUCAUUCACCAAAAAGUCUGGAGAUAACAAGGAAUAAAAAAAAAAAACCCUUCUUCCAAAACAACAGAUAGCUUUAUCUCUGAUUUUGAAGGGUUUUAGAUCUUCAUGAUUAUCUUGGCCACGUAUGAAAGUCCCUUUAAGAGAUAUCCUGUGGUAUGUGUUUUGAACAAACUACACUUCGGUUUUGGAGUGGUGACAAGUUCCCUUUUUUUUUCAUGGCUGAUGGAAACAGAACCCGGUCUAAAAUUACCUCUGCGAACCGACGACAGGCUGAGGCUGUUGUUCAGGAAACAGAGCACCCUGACUCUAUCUUUCUUUUCCUUCCACAGCUCCACACAGACAAGAAACAGAUAAGUGUGGGUUUCAUUGGCUACCCCAAUGUGGGAAAGAGCUCGGUCAUCAACACGCUGCGGUCGAAGAAGGUCUGCAAUGUGGCACCCCUCGCUGGGGAAACAAAGGUAAGGUCCCCUAACCUUAUUUAAACCUUCACAAAAGCAGUCAGUGGAACAGGAUGAGUACAGUCUGUGAGUUUGGUUCACAGUCACUCAAGGCCUUCAGUAAAGAACAUUAAAAACAGAUCCUAUCAUGUUAACAUACAGCCACAAUGAUGAGGGUUUUAAAGAGUGAAAGAGUCUCUGAUUCGUUUCACCUCCAUACCCCUCAUCUUUCGUAAUCGUCGAUAGCUGCCGCAACAGAAGUAGUGUGCUUUGUCUUUAAACUGUAGACAUAAAAGUCUUAAGUGAAGAUUUGGCAAAGGAGAAAGAACAACAACCACUUUUAUCUUUCAUUUCCUCUCUCUCUCUGGCUGUUUAUCCUUUUUUAAAACCUGUCUGAAAACCCAAAAUGUCCAGAGCAGGGUCAAGACGAAAGAGGGAAAAUAGCUUUGCUUGGCCGUGCUCGCCAAAAGAGUGGAGGGUUUUUUUUUGUUUUGUUUUUGCACACCUGAUGGCAUGAGAGAAUCUGAUGGGCUUGUGGCCAGAGCUCCUUUAUUUCUUACCUUGCCUUUGAAUCUCACUAAAUACUAAACUGUGGCACCGUAAAACUCUCACAGUGCACACGACUGUUCCUACUUUGUUCCUGUCUGUCACAGCGCUGUGAUGUCUUUGACUAAUGAAGCUGAAAAGACGUUUGUUGGAUCUUUUCUUUGUACUUUGCUGUUUGACUCCAGCCAGUAUUGACUUCCUCGCCCUGAUAGGUGUGGCAGUACAUCACUCUGAUGAGGCGCAUCUUCCUCAUCGACUGUCCCGGCGUCGUCUACCCAUCAGAAGACAGUGAAACUGAUAUUGUGCUAAAAGGAGUGGUAAGUCUUUUACUUUGUUUCUUUACCAAGUUCUUUUUCUCUUUGGGCUCUACAUACCUCUGCUACCACCCCAAAAAUGCCAAGGGUGAAUAAAAGUUCAUCUGUGCUCCCCAUAGCCCUGAAAAACAGCAGGAGUAAUUCAGGAUAAUCCACCAACUGUUAAUGUGGCAUUUUUGACAGCCCGAGUACCUUAAACAAAAUGAUGAAAGGAUUCCCGUCGCUAACACCGGGCUGUUUUAAAAAACGCCUUCAUCAGCUCGGAUUCUAAUCCCGAGGAUCUCUCACCCUAAAUCCGAGGUUUAACACAUAGGCCACGCAGUCUCCGUAACUGAAAGGUUUCAGGUUCACGCUUUCAAACUGCACGCCUCUCUUCUUCACCUUCCUCCCAAAGGUUCAAGUGGAGAAGAUCAGGAACCCGGAGGAGCACAUCGGGGCAGUGCUGGAGCGGGCCAAGCCGGAGUAUAUUCAGAAAACCUACCGCAUCCCAUCGUGGAGCGGCGCUGAAGACUUCCUGGAGAAGCUGGCAUUUCGUUCUGGAAAACUACUAAAGGUCUCAGAUGUCCCUCUUUGGUUUUUCUUGCAUUAAAAAAAAAAACAGCAGCUUUUAUAGUUUAAAUUUAUCAACCGGUCUGCUGGAAAAGUUUGUUUAAAGGUUUUGAGUUGAAAAGGACACUCUCAACAAACAAUACAUCAUGACCAUAUGAGUGCUAAUUUGAUUAAAAGCAAACACAAACCGUGUACAAAGUGAUUCAUCUGACAUAUCGUCCAUAAUAACAGCAGAGUUUGAAGCCAGGUGUGUAUAAAUGACUUGUUUUAAAUGUCUUUGUGGAUAUUUUUCAGGGCGGUGAGCCAGAUCUUAGCACAGUCUCCAAAAUGGUGCUGAAUGAUUGGCAGAGAGGACGUAUCCCCUUCUUUGUUAAACCCCCUGGACCUGAGGGCGAUCAGGAGGUAGGAGUCUGCUGAAUUUUACACCUCUGCUUUUUCAUUUAAUAACUGGAUUUCUUUACCAACUUGUGCCUUUUGUCUGAACUUUCCUUCUGAAACUGUGAUGUCUGCAGGACAAGGAGCUUUUGGCAGUGGAAGGACCCUCGGAUGUGGUUGAGAAUCUCCAGGAGGAACAGCUUGACAAUCCAGAUACCACCUCAGAGGAAGAGCAGCAGCGGCAGCAGAAACAGAAGGAACAAGUUCAGAAGAUGCUGGCGAACGUGCGACAGAACUUUGGCAAGAUCAGCGUGGCACCUGAGUUCAGCGAGGAAGACUUGGUUCCCGUCGAGAUGCCUGACCUGGACUUGGACGACUUCUCUGGCUCCGACGAGGAUGAUGAGGUAGACAGUGAAGAGGAGGACGGGGAAGAAGGAAACAGAACCGGCGCUGAACCUGCUGAUAGAGAGGCUGCGGGACCGGUGCCCACAGCGGCUCAGACUGUAAAGGCUAACGGCAACAAGAGUUCACGCGAAGUGGUUAAGGAGCUGGACGCGAAGAUUGCCAAGUACAAGCAGUUCCUGGAUCGAGCCAAGUCCAAACGCUUCUCUGAAAUCCGGUCCGUUUGCUCACACCCAAAACCAAACUUGCAUGUUUGUCUUUGUUUUAUGCUCCAGUGAGCCAACAUGAAGCUGUUAGACAGAGGGAUCCAUGCAUUUGUUAAUUUCUUUAAUCUGCCUCCUCCUGUCAGAAUUUAGCUUCUACUCUGAGCAUAAUGUGACUUGAUUUCGACUGUUUUAAAAAUGUUUGCUCACUGAAUAAUGAUGUGCUUUUCUUUCUUCUCGCAGGAUACCUAAGGCACUCUCCGAGAAAGUGUUUACAGACCUGAAGACUAAACAAGCGGCCGCAGCUAAACGAGCGAAACAAGCACAGAAAAAAGGUAGUAAACAUGUUUGUCUAAGAUGAUCUUUGAGAAAAAUGUGACACCAUUUCUCAGAACUACGUUUAAACACACCUGCCAUCUCACUGUUAUGAUGAUGCACUGACACAAAUACCUGAAGUUAUACAAGUAGGUCAGGUUGACUCAGAGAUGCAGAGAUACUACAUUUGUUGAUCUUUGUUUGACUCCAGCUGUGAACCAGAGGAAGAGGAGAGCCGAGGAUGACGGAGAGUCCACCCAGACACACAAACUGACUUCCAAGCAGGUAUGCAAUGUUUGCUCCCUCUGACGUCAAACAGACCGCUCUGCCUCAGCACCGCAGAUAAAACGCCCUUUUUCCCCUAACUGAUGUAAUAGGUCAGAAAGGAAAAAAAAGGUCUGGUCGUGUUCUUUUUUUUUUGUUUUAAACGGAAGAUUUUUAUCAUUUUUCUCUGUUUCUUUUUAUCUGUCUCUACAGAAAAGAGCGAUGGACCGUGCUCAGAGAACGAAGAAAGUAGGUGUUCGCUAUUACGAAACACACAAUGUGAAAAACAAGAACAAGAACAGAAAGGCUCCGGCUUCAGCUGCAGAGGGACAAAAGGCUAAGAGAUCAAAACACUAAGGCAGAGUCUUAAAAUACAAGAAACCUUUUAUUUAAAUUAGACGAAAGACUGUGUUUUAAAGAAAAAGUGGGAAUAAGGUGGAACUGGAUCAGUUUGAUAAACUGAUUUUGUCAGACACGACUUAAUGUGUCUUUCAGGGAAAUCACUGUUUUUGCCUCUUCAGCUCUCUCCCCUGCUUUUGAAUGACAUUUCAUUCAUCACAUACAGAUGUAAUGCUCUCUUGAUGUUCAAGAGAAAUGUACAGUGAUUGUUUGAACUGUACUUGUUAUGUCGUGCUGUUGGAGACAAUAAAACACUUGCUAAUGAC
Molecule: messenger RNA, 11987 nt
Organism: Xyrichtys novacula (pearly razorfish)
Lineage: Eukaryota; Metazoa; Chordata; Actinopteri; Labriformes; Labridae
Source: the annotation of a GenBank genome assembly